This is a messenger RNA of Plectropomus leopardus (leopard coralgrouper), 1097 nucleotides long. The record is from RefSeq and is a predicted model, not a curated record. NCBI's taxonomy places the organism in Eukaryota, Metazoa, Chordata, Actinopteri, Perciformes, Serranidae.
AAAUAAAAAUAAAUAAGUCGGUGCACAAAUAAUUGUACAGGUGAAAUGUGUAAACCAGCCAGUGCAGAAGCACUGAAGUGCAUCAAUAACUGAAUAAAUAAGUAAACAGGCAAAUGAAUGCAUAUAUAAGCAUGAUAAUAAAUACAUAAAUAAAUAAGUGCAUCAAUAAGAUGAGCAAUAAAUAAGCUCAUAAAAAGUGUGGUAAUAAAUAAGUGCAUAAAAACGUAGGCAAAUAAAUAAAUAAGUGCAUAAAUAAGCGACCUGCAGAGGGACACGAGUCCCCGUAAUGUCAGUGUGUGACUGAUGGCCCCUCACAGUCAUCUAAACAAGUUUAAAAGCUUACUCGUAACAUCAUUUUUAUCUCCAGGGCAACGACUCCUCUCCACCAGUCCAACCCUGCGUCUCCAUGGUGACGCCCAUCUCCGUGCCUGUCCAGUCCAGAGGCGGGUCCAGGGCGUGUCGGGGUGGACAGAGGAGAUGUAGUCGCCGGUCUCCAAUCACUGGAGGCGCUGUGUCGCUCUACCGCAGCCUGCUGCGCCAAGAGGAAGAGGAGGCUGCGGACGGUGAAGCAGGCGAUGGAGCGGUUGCCGGGGGCGACGGUGCACACUACAAGCCUCCGCCGAUGCUGUGCCCCCUCAGGCCGGGGCCGGGGCUGUACUGCUCCCUCGCCACCAGGAGGCAGCAGAGAGUGCAGACAGUGCAGCUACACAACACACGCGAUGGACCCGGUGACCUCGUUGCCAUGGAGACAGACUCCCCUCCUCCAGGGACACUAAUCAAUAAGCCACGGAUCAACGAGGGGCGGGGCUUCCAGGCUGACAUCCCGUCGCUGAGAGACCGAAAACACGCCCACGCAGACUCCCACAAUGCACUGCUGCUGUGGAUGCCGUGGGACGAGCUGGAACGUCCUGUCAUCCAACAGAGAGUGGAAGCUCUGCUGUCGAUGGCUCGCUCCAGUGUGGUGCCAGGGGGCGGGGCCAGUGCAGAGUCCGCCCUCCACGUCCUAUCAGAGUGCAGAGGAGACUUCCUGCUGACGGUGGAGAAGCUGCUGUCGACUCCCGAGACCGCCGACCGCCACACGAGUCAACGGCAUCCAG